This is a messenger RNA of Culicoides brevitarsis, 666 nucleotides long. RefSeq names its product small ribosomal subunit protein bS1m (gene mRpS28). NCBI's taxonomy places the organism in Eukaryota, Metazoa, Arthropoda, Insecta, Diptera, Ceratopogonidae. The transcript has 2 exons. The record is from RefSeq and is a predicted model, not a curated record. Bases 64 to 618 code for a protein of 184 amino acids. Gene Ontology annotation, cellular component: mitochondrial small ribosomal subunit.
AAAUCAAAACAAACUCAUUUUCACGGUGCUGUUCUACGAAAAAACUUCAAUUUUUCUCAUAAAAUGAACAAAUUACUGAAUCCCGUGCUACUGCGUCACGUUUUUCGCGUGACAACGCAACAAAAUGCCCCAAAAAUCGGCUCCAACGUGCGAUAUUUGUGUGACAAAGUCAAAGAACCGUCGAAAGCCGAGGACGAAUCGCUCGACGCAUUGAUUCCCAAAAUGAGUGGCUUCGCAAAGGCCUUUGAAAAGCAAGAACAAGCCGUUCAGGACGAACGAACGCCCAAAGAGGAGCCCGUACAGUCCUUUGCUGCAAUGUUACGACACUCGAAAUUCAUUGGCUUGGGAGAUCCAGAGAAUAAAAUCGUGACAGGACAAAUUUUCCAUGUCGUUGGCGACGAUUUGUACAUCGACUUUGGCUGGAAGUUCCAUUGUGUGUGUCAGCGACCCCUAAAAAACAGCGAGGCGUAUGUCAGAGGGGCAAAAGUCAGACUGAGGAUCAAAGAUUUGGAGUUAUCGACCAAAUUUUUGGGUUCAGACAAGGAUUUGACGAUAUUGGAAGCCGAUUGCCAGUUAUUGGGACUCGUUUAUUCGCCGAAAAAGAACGAAGUUGCCUAGAUGGAUGGAAAAAAAUCAGUUAGAAAUAGAAAAUUUACUAAAAUUUAG